AUGGCAGAAAAGUAUUCUCGGUUCCGCGAUCCUGGCACGGGGAUUCAGGUGUUUCUCACGCCCGUGUGUUCGUCGAGUACGUCGAUGAACUCGGGCUUGGCGAGCGCACGGCUGACGACGUGGAUGCUGACACCCAUCUGGAUACUGCUCGGACUGGUGCGCUCGCUACUGGCGCUGGUCGGAUGGCUGAUCUACGUGUGUGGCUCAGCGGUUGGUCUGCGACUUGUGCUCUUCGCGUUGGGGUUCGUACGGUUGCCGCUCGAUCCGGGUGACAACAAGCGCGAUCCGGAUCGGUGCAAGCGCCAGCGCGUGCAGCCGCAAAAGCGAGAUCUCGUGCUGGCCAACCACAGCUCAUGGAUCGACUUGUUGAUCGUAGCGUAUCUGUAUCCUGGCGUCAAGUUUCUGGUACCCGUGAUCGACGAUGCCAGAACACCGCAGACGACGCCGCCAAAUGCGCACGCGCAAAGCGUGCCUCGAAGGACGCCCAAGAAAAACGCCAUGUCGGCCCACACGAACAUGGACACUCGCACGCCGAGUGCGGCGGACAUCGUCGUGACAGGCUAUGCGAUCUUGGGGCUAAGCCAAGCGAUUUGGUUUGUCGGUGGGCUUGCGCCGAGCCGCGCGCAACUGGACGCUGCAACGCGCGUGUAUGCCAGCAUCGAUCGCGCCAUCUCGCACGCAUCGUGUGCACUGGUCAUGUUUCCCGAAGGCACAACCUGCAACAACCGAGCGCUGCUCAGCAUGAGCGUGCUCCCCACCUGCGCCCCCGCCACUAUACGCACCACGCAUCUCGUCACACUCAAGUACUCGCCGCCUACGCGCACCUCGAUCUCGUCCAUCUACACCACGCGCACACCGCACAACUCGAUCGUCCGCCACGCCGCCCGCCUCGUCUUCCUCUGCAGUCCACUCCGAUCCGUGCUCCUCAAAUCUGCCGUCUUGCCAUCCCAUCCUACCGCCUGGCCAGAUCACGUCGCCUCCGCCAUCUCCAACCUGGCGCGCCUCAAGACCACCACAAUCCACUGGAGCGCCAAAGCCGACUUCCUCCACAUGGUCGAAACCAGAAGCCGGCGCGCGUAA
This is a messenger RNA of Mycosarcoma maydis (corn smut), 1080 nucleotides long. RefSeq lists its product as uncharacterized. Bases 1 to 1080 code for a protein of 359 amino acids. The transcript has a single exon. Gene Ontology annotation, molecular function: acyltransferase activity. The record is from RefSeq and is a predicted model, not a curated record. NCBI's taxonomy places the organism in Eukaryota, Fungi, Basidiomycota, Ustilaginomycetes, Ustilaginales.